Messenger RNA from Cajanus cajan (pigeon pea), 1873 nucleotides. RefSeq names its product Protein kinase superfamily protein. Gene Ontology annotation, biological process: protein phosphorylation. Gene Ontology annotation, molecular function: ATP binding; protein kinase activity. The record is from RefSeq and is a predicted model, not a curated record. Lineage: Eukaryota; Viridiplantae; Streptophyta; Magnoliopsida; Fabales; Fabaceae.
CAAGCUGGAAGCAUAAAUUAAAGUGACCCUUUUGCCUUUGGCUUACUCUUUCACCUUAAAACCAAAAAAGAAGGCAAAAAAUGAAGUUGUGAUGGAGGACAGAAAGGCUAACACAAUCGCUGUUAUAUCAGUGAUUGCAGUGAUCAUAGUGAUCAUCGUUGCACGCGUCUCCCUAAAGCUCUCAAGGGCCUUCUUCCUCAUAUGCGGCGCUUCCAUUGCUGUGAUCCUCGCUGUCUUCUCGUGCGCGUUCAUAAGACACCGUUACAACCGCAGGAGGAGGUUGUUGGAGUCACAGUUGAAGACAGAAGGGAGAGAGCUCCGAAUAGAGUACAGUUUCUUAAGAAAGGUCGCUGGUGUUCCAACCAAGUACCGCUACAAGGAGCUUGAAGAAGCAACGGAUGGUUUCCAAGCACUCUUGGGAAAAGGGUCUUCAGCUUCGGUCUUCAAAGGCAUUCUCAGCGACGGAACUUCUGUUGCAGUGAAAAGAAUCGACGGUGAGGAGCGUGGGGAGAAGGAGUUCAGAUCAGAAGUUGCAGCCAUUGCAAGCGUGCACCAUGUCAACCUCGUACGCUUGUUUGGUUAUUGUAACUCCCACACAGCGCCUAGGUACCUUGUUUAUGAGUACAUCCCAAACGGGUCUUUGGAUUGUUGGAUCUUUCCCUUGAGGGAAAAUAAUAGCCAUGCACGGAAAGGUGGGUGUUUGCCGUGGAAUUUAAGGUACAAGGUUGCUAUUGAUGUUGCCAAAGGGUUGUCUUAUCUUCACCAUGAUUGUAGGAGGAGGGUUUUGCACCUCGAUGUGAAGCCCGAGAAUAUACUCUUGGAUGAGGAUUAUAAAGCUCUUGUUUCGGAUUUUGGCCUCUCGACUCUUGUUGGCAAGGAUGUGAGUCAGGUUAUGACAACCAUGAGAGGAACAAGAGGGUACUUGGCUCCUGAGUGGCUCUUGGAAAGAGGGGUAUCGGAAAAAACUGAUAUUUACAGCUAUGGGAUGGUUUUGUUGGAGAUAAUUGGAGGGAGGAGGAAUGUGUCGAGGGUGGAGGAUCCGAGGGACAAGAGCAAGAAAAAGUGGGAGUUUUUUCCCAAGAUUGUGAAUGAGAAAGUGAGGGAGGGGAAGUUGAUGGAGAUUGUGGAUCGUAGGUUGGUGGAGGGAAGGGGUGUUGAUGAGAGUGAGGUGAGUAGAUUGGUGCAUGUUGCAUUGUGGUGCAUACAAGAGAAGCCAAGGUUGAGGCCUAGCAUGGCACAAGUGGUUGAUAUGCUUGAGGGGCGUGUGAGGGUGGAUGAGCCACCUGGCUCAAGAAUGAUUCUUGUUGAUUUGCUUGCUGUUGAUGAAGACCCUGCAGAUCAUAGGAAUCUGGCUAGGUUGUUGACCUCUGUGUCCAGCAAUGUGGAUUGUACAUCUACUUACUCCUUGGGAACAGCCACUGUUUUAUCUGGUAGAUAAUUACCAAGAUACUUUUGUUUGGGACAAACUAUUAGAGGUUAAAAGUCCAAACUCAGUUGAAUCUGCUUGAGGGUGUUUCCUUGAUAGUUUUGCUUCUCAUUACUUACUUUCUUCAAUUGUAUAAAUUGGGACAUAGUUCUGAGAUUUUCACUGAGGAAAUUAUAUAUAUAUAUAUAUACAUAUUUUAUCCUCUUUUUUCUUUUCUCAUGACUACAUGUUUUCUGAGUCCUUUUGCAAACAUUGUCUGCUAUGUGGAAUGCCAUGUUCAUAACUCAAUCCUGGCAUUGUUAUUCUGUAUAUGAUUUGGAGAUUCCUUUGACUAAAUCUUUGCUGGCGCUCUCUUAAAUUAAAAAAUGAUUGUUGGACACCUCAACAACCUAUUAGACACCUAUGAGAAAAAUAAAGAAGAAAAGGUAACACAAGUGAAAUAGUACA